Molecule: messenger RNA, 2319 nt
Organism: Chlamydomonas reinhardtii
Lineage: Eukaryota; Viridiplantae; Chlorophyta; Chlorophyceae; Chlamydomonadales; Chlamydomonadaceae
Exons: 11
Coding region: 333-1331 (332 amino acids)
Molecular function (GO): NAD binding
Source: RefSeq, a predicted model, not a curated record
AGUAUCAUCCGGGGCAUCAAUUACUGUACUAGACGGUUGCUCAAAGAGAGGGGCUGGGCGUGCACGAGGGGUUUCGCAGCACGUUUGGUCACGUCAGCCUCGGCUAUAACCCUAUGAAAUACACACCGCAGCAAUAUAAUUAUAGCACUACGGUGCUGGGCCCAUCUGCCUGCCCCCGUGCCAGCACAGAGCCACUGGCCCUUGCCACCACAUUACUUCCCGCCACAAGCACCCGUAUGCUUGGCGCCGCAGGCGGCUUUUGCGGCCGUCGAUCCGUGGCUCAGGCUGUCCACGUUUCCAGUCGUUGCGUGUCCCGGCCACAGUUAGCGCACAUGGCAAGUGCGUCUGCCCAGUUGCACCAAGCGCCGCCAGGCGCGCCCUCUGUCGCGGGCCCGGGGCAAGUGCUCCUACACUGCAAUUGGCUCAAUAAGCAGCUCUGGUUCGACCAACUCACGGCCGCGGGGAUGCCGGUCGCCUGGCCUGAAGACAUCCGUGACUGGUCAUCUAUACAGUACGCGGUGGGCUGGAAUUUCACCCCCGAGGUCCUGGCCAAGAUGCCGGGGCUCCGCGCCAUUGCGUCACUGGGCGCGGGCGUGGACCACGCCAUGCGUCCGGGGCUCAUCCCGCCCGGAGUGGAAAUCCUGCGCAUUGUUGACCCGCUCAUGGCUCAGCGCAUGGCCACCUGGGUCAUGUGGGCCGUGGUCAACUUCCAACGCAAGAUGGAUUUGUACGCCCGCGCCCAGGCCGAGCGGAGAUGGGAUAAGACCAUUGAGAACCUGAAGCCAUGGGACAAUGGCGAGGUGCGAGUGGGCAUCAUGGGCUAUGGUGUCAUGGGCCAGGCGGCGGCCGGGCUGCUGCGCGCCGCGGGAUACGACGUGGCAGCUUGGGCGCGCAGCCCACAUGACAGCGCCGACAUCAAGGUGUUCUCGGGUCGUGAGUCGUUGCGCAGCUUUGUGGAGCGCACCGACGUGCUGGUGUGCCUGCUGCCGCUCACGGCCGAGACCGAAGGCAUCAUCAGCGCCCAGCUGCUAACCUGGCUGCCGCGUGGCGCCGGGGUCGUCAACGCAGCACGUGGCAAACACCUGGAUGAGGCAGCGCUGUUGGCGGCCAUUGACUCGGGCCACGUGGCGGGUGCCGUGUUGGACGUGUUUGCGACCGAGCCCCUGCCGGCGGACUCGCCGCUGUGGGCGCAUCCCAAAAUACGCAUCACGCCGCACGUGUCCUCGAUUACGGACGUGCCGAACGCCGUCGCACAGAUCACCGAGAACUAUCAGCGCCUGGUUGCCGGGGAGCCACUGCUGCGGGUCGCGAACAAGUCAGUCGGGUAUUAGGUUUGAGGGUGAGGGCGUGGGCAUGAGUGGACAUUGCUACGGAGGGGUGCCCCUGUUGCCACAAGCAUCCCAGCUCUUGAUGUGGGGCCCAGUGUGACGUCAGCGGCCGACGUGUGCCCGCGUAAUAAUAUGCGUGGCGAGUGUAGGGUAAAAAAUAGUAUCAUGUAUGUUCUGGGACGCCUGCGCCUGCGCAUACAUGGGCACCACCCACGUUAGCGCCCGACGAUGGGGCGCUGGCACUGCGGCCUGCAUCGGGUUGGGCCCAGGCCUUCAGGUUUGAGGAGUGGGUUGUAAUAAGUAAAGCGGCGCUGCCGGGGCGGGCGGUGGUAGGGGCCCAGACGCCUGUGGCGGGUACCAACCGACGAAACCCCCGCAACAUUGCGCACCCCGCUCCAGCACCUCUGACCCCCGACGUAUGCGAGUAAGACAUCCACGGUCGAAGGGGCAAGUGCCUUUUUUCCAGGCCCUUGCGCGUUGUCAAACGGCUGGCGGUGUCUAGGUAGCGGUCCGCGGUGGGGCUGACAGGGCAUGCGUAACGGCAUGACAAGUACGGUAGUGCGGCUGUUGACAACUGUGCCGCGUCUGGCUGCGGUUGGCUCUGCUGUGGCAUCUCGAUUGCUAGGCACCUGGUAUGGCUAUGUGCCUGUGGAAACCGACCCGGCUAUGUCCGGGCGAUGAGGUAGUUCGGCCUCAGACUGUGGAGGGGCUCAGCCCCUUUUUCCCGUGACCGGAACACUUGUGUCAGGCCCUUACGUGCAGCCUGUCGGGGCUGACAUACUUCGCAUCUGCCACGCUGCUGUCGAGCGAGGCCCUCUCUUUGCAGGCUGGGUUCGAUGUCUGUUUAUAUGAACCAUGAUUGAGCAAGGGUGUCUGCGGAGCAUGACUAAGUCCAUUCCUCGUUCAUGAACUGCAAAUCCCAUUCAGUCGGUGAACUGACUUCGAAAGCGGCAUUCACACUACUGCUCAGUAAUAACUGUCAGACGGUGCA